CGCCCGCUUCGGGGUUUUCCGACCACCCGCCAGGGCCCGAGGGGCGGGGGGCCAGCGGCCGGAGCGCUCGCCGCAGGGCACACCUCCCCACCGCCGCGGCCCCUCCAGGCGCACGCGCAGACGCCGCCGCCUCCGGGAUUUAGUCCGCGAUGGCGUCCCUCGCGUCCCACCGUCUUCCUCCCAAAGGUAGCUCCCACCCUUCGCAGCCUGGAGUCCCUGGGACCAGCCUCCAGCAGGCUGCCGACCAGGACUACCCCUAAACUGGAACCACAGUGGCCAGACUUGAACGUGAAGACAAGAAGCGGCAACCGGAAAAGGCUGCCGGGCCGCGAGAAGGCGAGCCAGGCCUCAGAGGAAGAGGAAGGCCGGACUGAGCCGAGCUGUCACGAUCGGAGGGGGGACUCGCAGCCUUACCAGGGGGGUGAUGUUUUACAGGCACUUAAGUAUUCAUCGAAGAGUCACCCCAGUAGUGGUGAUCACAGACAUGAAAAGAUGCGAGACGCCGCAGAUCCUUCACCACCGAAUAAAAUGUUGCGGAGAUCUGAUAGUCCUGAAAACAAAUACAGUGACAGCACAGGUCACAAUAAGGCCAAAAAUGUGCAUACUCACAGAGUUAGAGAGAGGGAAGGUGGGACCAGUUACUCUCCACAAGAAAAUUCACACAACCACAGUGCUCUUCAUAGUUCAAAUUCACAUUCUUCUAAUCCAAGCAAUAAUCCAAGCAAAACUUCAGAUGCACCUUAUGAUUCUGCAGAUGACUGGUCUGAGCAUAUUAGCUCUUCUGGGAAAAAAUAUUACUACAAUUGCCGAACAGAAGUUUCACAGUGGGAAAAACCAAAAGAGUGGCUUGAAAGAGAACAGAGACAAAAAGAAGCAAAUAAGGUGGCAGUUAAUAGCUUCCCAAAAGAUAGGGAUUACAGAAGAGAGGUGAUGCAAGCAACAGCCACUAGUGGGUUUGCCAGUGGAAUGGAAGACAAGCAUUCCAGUGAUGCCAGUAGUUUGCUCCCACAGAACAUUUUGUCUCAGACAAGCAGACACAAUGACAGAGACUACAGACUGCCAAGAGCAGAGACUCACAGUAGCUCUACGCCAGUACAGCACCCCAUCAAACCAGUGGUUCAUCCAACUGCUACCCCAAGCACUGUUCCUUCUAGUCCAUUUACGCUACAGUCUGAUCACCAGCCAAAGAAAUCAUUUGAUGCUAAUGGAGCAUCUACUUUAUCAAAACUGCCUACACCCACAUCUUCUGUCCCUGCACAGAAAACAGAAAGAAAAGAAUCUACAGCAGGAGACAAAUCAGUAUCACAUUCUUGCACAACUCCUUCUACGUCUUCUGCCUCUGGACUGAAUCCCACAUCUGCACCUCCAACAUCUGCUUCUGCAGUCCCCGUUUCUCCUGUUCCACAGUCACCGAUACCUCCAUUACUUCAGGACCCAAAUCUUCUUAGACAGUUGCUUCCUGCUUUGCAAGCCACACUGCAGCUCAAUAAUUCUAACAUGGACAUAUCCAAAAUAAAUGAAGUUCUUACAGCAGCUGUGACACAAGCUUCACUGCAGUCUAUAAUUCAUAAAUUUCUUACUGCUGGACCAUCUGCUUUCAACAUAACAUCUCUGAUUUCUCAAGCUGCUCAGCUCUCUACACAAGCCCAGCCAUCUAAUCAGUCUCCCAUGUCUUUAACAUCCGAUGCCUCAUCCCCAAGAUCUUAUGUGUCUCCAAGGAUAAGCACACCUCAAACUAACACCGUCCCUAUCAAACCUUUGAUUAGUACUCCUCCUGUUUCAUCACAGCCAAAGGUUAGUACUCCGGUAGUUAAGCAAGGACCAGUGUCACAGUCGGUCACGCAGCAGCCUGUAACUGCUGACAAGCAGCAGGGUCAUGAACCUGUCUCUCCUCGAAGUCUUCAGCGCUCGAGUAGCCAGAGAAGUCCAUCACCUGGUCCAAAUCACACUUCAAGUAGUAAUGCAUCAAAUGCAACAGUUGUACCACAGAACUCAUCUGCCCGCCCUGCGUGUUCCUUAACACCUACACUUGCAGCACACUUCAAUGAAAGUCUCAUAAAACAUGUUCAGGGCUGGCCUGCAGACCACGCAGAGAAGCAGGCAUCAAGAUUACGUGAAGAAGCCCAUAACAUGGGUAGUGUUCACAUGUCAGAAAUAUGUACUGAAUUAAAAAACUUAAGAUCUUUAGUCCGAGUAUGUGAAAUUCAAGCAACUUUGCGAGAGCAAAGGAUACUGUUUUUGAGACAACAAAUUAAGGAACUCGAAAAGCUAAAAAAUCAGAAUUCCUUUAUGGUGUGAAGAUGUGAAUAAUUGCACAUGGUUUUGAGUACAGGAACUAUAAAUUUAUUGCCCAAUCUUAACAUUUUUGAGCUGCAUUUAAGUAGGCUUUGGACCGUUAAGCUGGGCAGCAAAAAUGGCAAGGGGGUAGGGUCUGUGAGAGUCAAUUCAGGGGGAAGAUACAAGAUUGAUUUGUGAAACCCUGAAAUGUAGAUUUCUUGUAGAUGUAUUCUUCACGUUGUAAAUAUGUUUUGUAGAGUGAAGCCAUGGGAAGCCAUGUGUAACAGAGCUUAGACAUCCAAAACUAAUCAAUGCUGAGGUGGCUAAGUACCUAGCCUUUUACAUGUAAAACUGUCUGCAAAAUUAGCUUUUUUAAAACAAAAUUGGGGGGGUUAAUUUAUCAUUCAGAAAUCUUGCAUUUUCAAAAAUUCAGUGCAAGCGCCAGGCGAUCUGUGUCUAAGGAUGCGAUUUUGAACCAUAUGGGCAGUGUACAAAAUAUCAUGAAACAACUGUUUCCACACUUGCACCUGAUCAAGAGCAGUGCUUCUCCAUUUGUUUUGCAGAGAAAUGUUUUUCAUUUCCCAUGUGUUCCAUUUCCCUCUUAAAUCCUUGAUCUGAUUUUACCCAUUUUUUAAGACUCCUUUCUUAAGGCACUGUUGCUAUGGCACUUUUCUAUAACCUUUUCAUUCCUGUGUACAGUAGCUUAAAAUUGCAGUGAUUGAGCAUAACCCACUUGUUUGUAUAAAUUAUUGAAAAUCCAUUUGCACCCUGUAAGAAUGGACUUAAAGUACUGCAGAGCAUGUGUGCUGAAAGUACACCAGUUGCUCAAUUAUAAGGAAAUGGCCCAAUGAACAUGGUUGUGGGGAGGGGAAAGAGGAAACAAAGCUAGUCAGAUGUGAAUUGUAUCUGUUGUAAUAAACACAUUAAAACAAACAAAAAAUUGUUAUUUUUCUUUUCCUUCGGUCAAUGCACAUUAGAAUUUAAACUACCUGGGGAUUCUUUAUCAGAACUAUUCUUGUUGAAUAUUUAUACUUAAUGGAAAUAAUUCCUAAAGGAACAUUUUGUUCAGAACAUAUUAACAAGAAAUUGUGUAUAAGAUAUUUAAUGAAAAUGAAAUUCAACAAGAACGAUUAAGUCACUUCCCAAGUGGUUGUCAUUUGUUAAGCCCUGGUUUACCUGUCUUGCUAUUAUGACGUUUCAUUUUGAAGGAUGUUUGUGUUGUAGCUAACUGUUCAAGUCUGGUGCUGACUGCUGUUCUUAGCCAUCACAAAAUGCUAAAUUUGUGUAAUUGGAGCUUCCUGCUGUUAUCUGGAAAUAGUGGGAAAGCUCAGCUUUGUAUAUUGUUUCCUAAAGUAUAUUAAAAUAAAAAAAGAAACUAUUGCUACUAUAAAAUUACCUUGUUUUUUUUUCUUUGCUAAAAAUACUAAGUCAUGUGGCCUUAGUAUGACACUACCAGUAUUGUAUCAAAUGUUCUGGUCCACAGAAAAAUAUACUGCAAACUUUUAACCUGUAAUUUAGCGGGCUUCUCCAGGUGGUGGUUGAGGCAGAUGAGUGCUUCCAGAACUGCCAGCACCAUGGGCUCAGCUCUGAUGGUUUGCAUCUACAUCAGUGUUAACUACUUCGAGAUACCAACUUGAAUUUCAGAAUUGCUCUUGUGCUUUCAUUAUAUUUAAAUUAUACAGGUUAACAACAGUUGGAUUUUUCCAGUUAAUUUCACAAGUAAACUAAGCUUUUGUUGGUAUUUUCAGAAAUAGAAAAAUAUUUCCCUCUAAUAGAGAGGAAUUUAAGUCAUACUGGAAGCUGAUUUUUUUUCUCUUGUGACUUAAUAUUUUUUAAAUGUAAGAAAAGAGAAAUGCCAUGAAUUAUGUUUGUCAUGAAAUGUUCAUGCCUGUGAUUAUUGCCAUUUCCUGGACUUCAUUAGUGCAUGUAAACGAAACCCCAAAGAGCUGUUAAGCUAGAACCCUUACUGUAUCUUUCCUAGGAGCAGCUGAGCAAUUUAUAAUGAAAGAGGGUGAAUAAACAUUCAUAUGACAACUUGUGAUUUAGGUAAAUAAGAAUUUGAUUUGCUAAUAGCUUAUGUCACACUUUUCCUUUGUUUAAAAAAUGUUUAUAUCCCUAAGAAAUUAGUUAUAUAUACUGGGGAGAAGAUGCCUACUUGGAAUUUUCUUGGUGAUAGAUUUUUUAAUGCUAGAUUUUCUUGUGGCAAUAUUUUUAUAAUAUUUGCUCCACUUACAAUUCUGUGUAAAUGAUUUUAAAUAUUGCACUUUAUAAUGUAAAUAUGAUAUCCAGCUCCUAACCUGCUUGAAAUGACUAGGGACCAUAUAUUAAAAUAGACACAGUGUUUAGUUGGCCCACUGCUAUGGAAUUGAGCAUGUACCUCAGUUUGGAUAAUGUGAAAAUAGAAGUAGCCCUCAGGAAUUUUAGGACAUUUUCUGUUUAAAAAAAAAAAAAAAA
Chinchilla lanigera (long-tailed chinchilla) is the source of this 4731-nucleotide messenger RNA. RefSeq names its product WW domain containing adaptor with coiled-coil (gene Wac). The record is from RefSeq and is a predicted model, not a curated record. Gene Ontology annotation, molecular function: RNA polymerase II complex binding; chromatin binding. The coding region runs from base 493 to 2298 and encodes 601 amino acids. NCBI's taxonomy places the organism in Eukaryota, Metazoa, Chordata, Mammalia, Rodentia, Chinchillidae. Gene Ontology annotation, cellular component: nucleus. Gene Ontology annotation, biological process: positive regulation of TORC1 signaling; regulation of autophagy. The transcript has 14 exons.